Messenger RNA from Protopolystoma xenopodis, 498 nucleotides. Lineage: Eukaryota; Metazoa; Platyhelminthes; Monogenea; Polystomatidea; Polystomatidae. The record is from the annotation of a GenBank genome assembly.
AUGGAUUUUCAUCCUCUAGCUGGACCUUCCCGAUUAGCCCUGCAGCCUCGAACCUCUGGAUCUAUAUGCCAAGCAAACGUAAACAUUGUGGGCUCCUCUCUAGUGUCCUCAGGCGCUAAAUUCUCUUCAUCGGUACUAUCAGGCGGUUCAGUGUGUCCUUCGGUCCGCCCCAGCCACCAACGUCAUCGACGAAUUCAUUCGCAGCCUGAGAUGCUAACCAGCUCCCAUUAUAGUGGCAUUCCACUCUCAGAUCUUCCGGCGGCCCUUCCUGGUCCUGUCACUUAUCGGGUAGGAGAGGAAGAAGAAGACGACGGGAAGCAAGAGCAUGAUCGCAUUGAUGAAGGCAGUGGAAGACAACAAGUUACAUUUGGGAAAUCUCGUAUCGGAGCUGGUGGAUGCUGGAGAAAAGUCCAGGGGACAUCGGCACUUGUGAACUCAAGUCCCAGCGAAUGGCUGCUUACAAAAAAAUCUAGACAAGGUUAUCCAGCUAAGGGGUAA